ACAACAACUGCCCCAACCACAACAACUGCUGCUCCAACCACAACAACAGCUGCUACAACAACAACAACUGCUGCUCCAACAACAACAACAACAGCAGCUCCAACAACAACAACUGUCCCAACCACUACAACAGCUGCUACAACCACAACAACCGCCCCAACCACUACAACUGCUGCUACAACAACAACAGCUGCUACAACCACAUCAACUGUGGCACCAACAACAACAACAGCUGCUCCAACAACAACAACUGCUGCUCCAACAACAACAGUUGCUCCAACCACAACAACUGCCCCAACCACAACAACUGCUGCUCCAACCACAACAACAGCUGCUACAACAACAACAACUGCUGCUCCAACAACAACAACAACAGCAGCUCCAACAACAACAACUGUCCCAACCACUACAACAGCUGCUACAACCACAACAACCGCCCCAACCACUACAACUGCUGCUACAACAACAACAGCUGCUACAACCACAUCAACUGUGGCACCA
Molecule: messenger RNA, 501 nt
Organism: Pelmatolapia mariae (spotted tilapia)
Lineage: Eukaryota; Metazoa; Chordata; Actinopteri; Cichliformes; Cichlidae
Product: integumentary mucin C.1-like
Exons: 1
Source: RefSeq, a predicted model, not a curated record